Messenger RNA from Humulus lupulus (European hop), 1689 nucleotides. Its product is annotated as F-box protein At2g27310-like. The record is from RefSeq and is a predicted model, not a curated record. Gene Ontology annotation, molecular function: protein binding. The transcript has 3 exons. The coding region runs from base 364 to 1440 and encodes 358 amino acids. Lineage: Eukaryota; Viridiplantae; Streptophyta; Magnoliopsida; Rosales; Cannabaceae.
UAUUAAAAGCCAAAGCCUUUUGUUUUGUCUUCUAUGUUUUUUAAAACUGGUAGCUUAUUAUAGUUUCGUGCCAAAACCAAAGAUAUAAGAUGCUCAAGUGCCCAAGAAAAGCUUCUAGCGUUGGUAGAAAGUGACUCGUGAACUCAUCCUCCUUUUAUUAUCUGCCACAACCCAGAAUUCAUCAUCAUCAUCAUCAUCAUCUUUGUAUUUGGUUUUAGAUUCCACUUCUUCUCAUUGCUGGGUCACCGUUGGAUUCCUCUUCUGAGUUGUUUUCUCCUGGGUACCAUCCACAAAGUCAAAGGGGGCAUCCUUGUAAAGGGCUAUUUGCUCCUUACUACUGUGCUAAUGGCUAAUCUAUGAGAGAUGCUGAGAUCUAUGGGUACAUCAGUUGCACCAGUGGACUGUAUGGCGUCAUUGAGCACAGAUAUUUUUUAUGAUAUAUUGAGGCGUCUUGAUGGACCCACUUUGGCUAGUGCAGCAUGCACUUGUGCUGCCUUCUGUUCCAUCUCAAGAGAAGAGAAAUUAUGGGAAGAUGUGUGUUCCUCUUUGUGGCCUUCAACCAAUAGGGAAGAUGUAAAAAAUCUGAUAUCUUCUAUAGGUGGAUUCAGAAAGUUCUACGCAGAUUGUUUUCCCCUCAUUGUGAAUAAUGAAGUUUCUGAUUAUCAAUCGAAUGAAUAUUGGGAGUAUCCAGAAGAAUGGACCGAGGCUGAAUACUAUGGUGACAUGGAUGGAGUUGAGAGUAUUUCACCUUCAGAUUUUGUUUCUAUUGUAGAUAUAAGGUAUAAAGAGAAAACAAUUUGCUCAAAAGUUCUCUGGGACAUUCCAAAUGCAAAUAGCUUCAAUGGUUGGUUUUACAACUGUCCAUUUCGGAUUGAUCUUCUCACUUAUGCAGCCCGAGAUGAUGAUGAUUAUGGUGAAGUUAUACUUUCAGUUUCUGAUGGUUUGCCACCAAUCACAUCUUUGGAGAGAGAAAGGAAAGACGGGAAAUUAUGGCGGGAGCUUCGUGAUGGGCUCCAACUUAGUUGGAUUGUUGUGAACAAAAAAAUGAAGCAAGCUGCUAAUCUCGCCAGCUGGAGUGCUCUUGGCGGGCAAAGGCACUGGCCAACAGACAGAGAUUUUGUGAUACGCUUUGGAUCCAUACUUCCUGCAAAAGACAUUCUUCCUUGUCAAUUAGUGGAAUGCAUACUCAGUAUGAAGUUUAGAGUGGUUCACACUGAAGGAGAGGGUGUUCAGACAACUCUUAAGUUAACAGAGGUAAGCAUGCAGUUGGAAGACAUGGAAGGUUCUCAUGUCAAUGGAAGAAACAGUUUGCUUAUUCUAAGAGAGGCACUAAGCUGCCGUCGGAGUAAAAACUACAGCGAAGUACUUGAAUCUUGUCAUUUGUACUCAAAAGUGCAGAACCAGUUGAAAGAGGAGAAGAUGAGAAAUGAAAGCAGGUAAAGGGAAAGAAAAGCUCACCCAACCUUGAGUGGAGAGCUUAGGUGGUGAUGUGUACAUAUGCGGCUGCUUGACCACCACGACCAAGGAGUUCUCAGAGGAACUAGGGGGUUUACCCUAUUUUUGCCGCUUAGGUCGGCGGGUUUGAAAUUUUGAAACAGUAAUGACCUUUUUGAGUUGUAAAUAACUUGUCAAUGUUCUUGUGGGCCCAUGAACAGUUUUAUGCAUAUAAUAAAACAUAUCCGUUCCUUU